This is a messenger RNA of Radiomyces spectabilis, 1563 nucleotides long. RefSeq lists its product as uncharacterized. The coding region runs from base 176 to 1228 and encodes 350 amino acids. The transcript has 2 exons. Lineage: Eukaryota; Fungi; Mucoromycota; Mucoromycetes; Mucorales; Radiomycetaceae. The record is from RefSeq and is a predicted model, not a curated record.
GGGGCAAGAAAAAAAGUGCCGUGAACCCAAAACAUAUAAAGAUUCAUUUGUUAUUGCCAUUUUUCCUUUUCUUGCUUGUUUUCUCAUUUGCCUUUUUUACUUACUUUCUUUCAUUUCUUCAAACUCCUUUUUUUUACACUUUUUUACCACUUCCUUCACUUUUAGACAAUCUAUAAUGACUUCCUCUAUUUCCCUCAAAGGCUGGCUUAAUAAACAGAAACACGGAGUAUGCAAAACAUUUGUACGGCGGUAUUUUGUGUUAGAGGGCCGUGAACUUCGGUAUUACAAAAACGAGAGCGAUCCGAUUCCACAAACCAUUAUCGACCUCGACCAUUACCACAUUAUAUCUAAUGCACCCGCGAAAAAGUCAUCACAACGACUCCACACAUUUCUUCUGUUAUCCAAUGAUGAGCAGAAGCAAGAACGACCGGAUUACGUGUUGCAGGCCGAUUCUGAAGAAAACAUGCACUUGUGGAUUUCGCACCUGCAAGAGGAAGUAAUCAACUCCACCAGCGUCCUUGAUAAAUGGUUGAAGAGACUGGAUAUGCAUACACCGGCGCCAUUACCAUCAACGCCAUUAUCACCGCCAUUAUCCUCAUCUAGUUGUCAGAAGCAACCAAUGAACAGUCAAUCAUAUGCGUCCCUGUUGUCCCCGAAACCUCGUGUUCUACGCAGCCAACGAUCAGCAGAAUCGAUUAGUAGUUGCCACAGUCUCAGUUCCUCAUCGGCUUCCUUCUUCUCCACAUCGUCCCUGAACGAUCAACCGGGCCGUCGGCCUUCUAAUCACUCGAUGCACAGUCUCAGUAGUACAACAAGCAGUUCCUCAUCUCGCUUUUUUUCAGCUUUCAUUCCUCAUUGGUCAAGGAAGUCAACUUCUUCAUCUUUAUCAUCUUACUCAAUUCCUCGAUCGACAUCGCCCGUCACGGUUAUGGAUAAAGAAUCUGGAACCUCAUCUCUGCUCCAUUCUUCUAUGCCGUCUUCGCCGCCUGUCAUGGCAUCCAUUAUUCAUCCAAGCGAAUAUAACCACGAUGAUGAUCCUCAGGAACGUUUGCAACAACGCUUACACCUUGAACAGAUGCAUGAACAGUCCAUGCUGUCUCCGUCUUCCUCCUCCUCUUCCUUGAGCUCGCAACAACAAGCUCAUAUGGCCGCUUCCCGUACAGACAUCCUGCAUCAGUCCAAUUUGUACUACAUCUCCCCAACAAGCAUCCGAAGCAGAUCAUGCUGAGUCUGUCGCUGUCAAACGCUCAUUAUCGCUCUUGCGCUCAACCCUUGUCUAUCGUAGAUUCCAUUACAAUUUCUCUUCUUCGGACCCUCCUCCCUUAAAACCUUGAUAUCGUCCUCCUAUUGCUCAUUUCUCUGCCAUUAAUUGCUUUUUAUAUGCAUUUUGUCUUUUUUAGUCUAUAGCUUCCUUUUUGUUUAUUUUGAUAUUAUUGCCCCUUCUAGAUACCUGUGUACAUACACGAACCAUACCUUGUCCAUGACAUCAAAAUUUUUUGCCCUUAUUUUUUUAUUUCCCGUUUUGACGCGUGAUAAUAAUAAGAUUCGAUUAUGACAAUAUUA